AUGAUUAAUGAAUAAACUAUAUAAGAUAUGGUACCAUACAAAUGGCCCGAAGAUUAGGAUGAUCGACUUCAAUUUAGUAUGGAUCUUAAAAUGGAAUUUGAAAAUUUCAUUAUUUCAUGCCCUAAACUCAAGAAUUAAGUAUUAUAGACUAUGUAGAAAAUUUCAGAAGAAGCCCCCUAUUUGGAUUUAAUAGAGUUAUUCACAAUUGAUAAGGAGAAAACUCAUAAGUUAUACAAGGUUCUCUCCUCUCUACACCUAAAAAACAAUACCUUGAUUGAUUUCAAAUAACCAGUUUCAAAUAAAACUCUUUAAAAAUUGAUAUCAGACUCCUAUAGGCUGUUUAAUCGAAGCAUCUUAGACUACCAAUGUCAACUCAUAUCUUAUGCUAAGUACUACAAAACCUCUGUCUCUAUCUUCAAGAAAUCCAUCAAUCAAACAUAUAUCGACUACAACACUUUAAAUUUUGUUUGUUCUUGUGCCACUAAAUAAUGUCCUACUUUAACUAGACUAUGGAAAGAUUAUGAUGAUGCUGCUGAAAAAUAUAAGAAAUUAGUAGUGUCCCUUUAGAAAUUGGAGCUAAUGCAAAAACCUGACGAUCUUACUCACUAUUUCAAUCGACAAUAACUCAUACUUAUAUAUACGCUCUUUAGUCUAAUGUAAUGUGAGCAAACUAUAGCUAUCCAAUUAGGUGAGGAGUAUUUACCUUUUCAAUGCUCACCUAUUGAUCCUCACUUCGAAGAGUAAACUGAAGAUUUCACUUGGAAUAUAAAUGGAUUUUCUUAAAUCAGAGAUUAUUUUCCUAAAUUGGCACAUAAACUAAAUAAAAAAAUGAAACAUCUAAAAGACCUUCCAUUAUUCACUAUUCAAGAGCGAAUUAAAAUCUAUUAGUAUACUUAGCAUUAAUUAGGAUAUAAAAAAAUUGAUGAUAUUCAUGUUGAUGUAAAUUUAUAACAAAAAAUUAUUGAUAUCCUAAAUUAUAGAUAAGCUAACUGUGAAAUAGAAUUGGUUCUCCUGGUUGCAAAUGCAAAGUGUUAUACAUAAAUACUUUAUUCAUUGAUUUGA
Molecule: messenger RNA, 1062 nt
Organism: Paramecium octaurelia
Lineage: Eukaryota; Ciliophora; Oligohymenophorea; Peniculida; Parameciidae
Source: the annotation of a GenBank genome assembly